ACCAGAACGAGGCGCUCAGACCAGACAGUCCUCCUCUGAUCUGGAAUCAGCUUCUCUAAUGAGAGCGUCUUUCAUUUGAACUUCACUGUUACCACUCAGCUUUGGAGAUUACGCGUUUCUUGUCAGUGGUUUGGCAAACAACGUUGUGAAAAGUAACAUCAAAUCUACCAGUGGAGAGCAUUAAACUCUACAAACGUCUCUAGAGGCCUUUGACUGAACUUCGGUCACACCGGAGAUUUCAGCGUUAACAAAGAGCAGUUUGAAGGCGAUUGAAGGGACCAGACUGGGGGAAAUCAGCGCAGCUGUGAUUUUUAAAGGAACAGCUCUUUGUAAAGGAGAGGCUGUUUCUUUCCUCGGAAUGGACGCGGUCGCCGUGUCACUGCAGAGGAAGAUUGAUUUCUUGCAGCAGCAGCACAGAGAAACCCUGAGAGAGCUGCACUCGGAGAUAGAGCGGUUAAGACGACAAAACAAGGACCUGCAGUUCAAGCUGAUCAUGGAGCCUCCAGAGUCCUGCAGAAAAAGGUCCAGUCACAAAGGACAAAAUCACUGGCCAGAGUCCAAUACAUUUCAGUCACAGAAAGGAAUCUACUUUGAACAGACACUAGAAGAUAUACACCUGCCCCAAGAUGGAAACCUUGGCCAUCAGAUGAAACAUGGAGAGGAUGCCUCAGAGACCACAACAGCAGGUGGGCCUGAGUUGGUCUCAGUGGCCAAAGGGGGCCUCAUCACCUCUUUACACCCUUUAAGAAUCCACUGCAACCCAUCCCAGCCCCCAAGAGCCCCCACCCUGCAGGAGUGUGAAGUCAUUAUACGGCAGCUCUACAACGCUAACAGCCUACAGUCCCAAGAAAUACUCCGCAUCAAGGCUGUACUUAGGGACAUCGUUUUCAACAAGAGAAUCACUCCAGAGAAUUACAUAUUGACCAAAGCCUAUCUUGCUGAUGAUCAAAGAACUGAAGAACGAGAGAAGUUCCCAAAGCUUCCUUUUCACGCACUGUCCAGAGGGCUGGACAGACCAGUGUGCCAAGCCAACACGGUGGACAGAAUGAUUCUUCCUGCCCUCAAACAAAGCCUCAGCAUCAGUUUUGCUGAGAGACAGAGGAGAACCCGUGCUAUGCAGAGGAGCCGAUUACGCAGAACAGUAACAUGAAACAGGCAAAAAGGUCACAAAUGUGCAAGCUAUCUACAUUAGCUAAGUAAAUCAUGAUGUUUGUGAAGAAAUGUGAAGAAUCUUUCACACAGUUCAAAUUCUAAAUGCUAAAACUGGACUGA
This is a messenger RNA of Colossoma macropomum (tambaqui), 1272 nucleotides long. RefSeq lists its product as uncharacterized. NCBI's taxonomy places the organism in Eukaryota, Metazoa, Chordata, Actinopteri, Characiformes, Serrasalmidae. The coding region runs from base 359 to 1150 and encodes 263 amino acids. The transcript is spliced from 7 exons. The record is from RefSeq and is a predicted model, not a curated record.